AUGCGUUAUUCUCUCGCUGUGCUCGGCCUGGCGGCUGCCGUCUCGGCCACCGCCGUCGAUGCCAAGGUCGGGGUUGAUGCUAAUGCCCAGGUCGCUGCAGGUGCUGCGGUCGGCGCCAAAGUCGGCGCGGAUGUGAAUGCCCAGGUUAGUGCCGAUGCCGGUGCCGGUGCCGGUGCCGGUGUUGAUGCCAAGGUCGAUGCCGAUGUUGCUGCCGGCGCCAAUGUCGACGCACAGGUUGCUGCUGAUGUUGCUGCCGGCGCCAAGGCUGGUGCAGGCGCUGCUGCCGGUGUUGAUGUAAAUACCAAGGUCGAUGCCGGCGCUGCUGCCGGUUUCAAGGUUGGCGCUGGUGUUGGUGUCGGCGCCAAGCUCGGUGCCGGCAAGACCAUUGACGCCCAGGUCAGCGCCGACGUCGACGCCCAAGUCGCCAACAUCAGCGCCAAGUACCGCGGCGGUGCAGCCGUCAACCCCAGCAUCCAUGCCGGUGCCGGACUCGGCCUCUCCGCCGGCGGCAACCACAACGUCACCACCGAUGCUGGUCUGCGCGUCGAUGCCGCCGUCGAGGCCGCCAUCGCCGCCGCCGUCGAGGGCUUCUCCUGCCCCGCCACCAUGGCCUACUCCCCCUGGACCCAGGCCUGCAGCUGCGCGCCGGGCCUCUUCUACUCGGCCACCACCGGGUCCUGCACCGGUGGCGCGCGCCUCCUCAACGCGUGGCCCGCGCCGGCGCUCCAACUCUUUGCGAGCGUGCACGUCAAACUCGCCGCGUUUUGCGCCGCCAGCCCCGUCAAGAUGUGCCGGUACGACGCCGCCCACGAAUUCUGCCAGGCCGGCCUCGACACAAUUGCUUUUGUCGCCGAGGCCAAGAUUGGCAACGAGCUGGACAAGCUCGGCUCCUCGGCCGCCAUUGACGUCGCCGGCAACGUCUCCGCCGAGCUCAAGGCCGUGUCGGCGGGCCUGCACGGACUAUACCUGGAAAAGGUCGAGGACGCCGUCGCCCUCUUCAACAGCAGGGCGUACGGGCUGCAGGUGCUCGACGCGAACAUGGAGGCUGGCUUCAUCACCAAGACGCAGCUCGUGCUCUGCAAGCUUGGCCUCGGCUCGUGCCAGCGCGACUGCGUCUCGUUUAGCGGAAAAGGCUGCGCCAACCACAUUGAUAUUGGCGCGCCGGUCGGUGCCCAGAUAACGGGCCUGAUAAACGGCGUCUGCAUACUGCCUUCAGUCAUCCUCGUCGUGAACCAGGCCAGGGUGCUCGUUUCCGUUGCUGUGGAGCACCUGCUGUGUGUUGUCGGCAAUGUCAUGAAGACGCUCAUGGCCACCUUUGACUGCCACUGCAAAUAG
This is a messenger RNA of Beauveria bassiana ARSEF 2860, 1335 nucleotides long. RefSeq lists its product as uncharacterized. NCBI's taxonomy places the organism in Eukaryota, Fungi, Ascomycota, Sordariomycetes, Hypocreales, Cordycipitaceae. The transcript has a single exon. The record is from RefSeq and is a predicted model, not a curated record. The coding region runs from base 1 to 1335 and encodes 444 amino acids.